AUGUCUGAAACUCUGGAAAAAUUGGCAUCAGAAACUGGAAGCCAUGGAACCACAGGUGAGAAAAGACUACAACAGCUGGAAGCCUUAUUUUUGGGAGGACCCAUUCAAGGUCAGGGACAGUGUUUCAGUCUGGAAACAUGCCUUGAUAUUUUACUCGUAUUGUAUGAUGAAUGUUGUAAUUCAUCACUUAGAAGGGAAAAGGCUGUGUCUGAUUUUAUCGAGUUUGUGAAACCCGUGGCAUCAUGUGUUAAAAAUCUCAGGCUUGCUAGAGAUGAUUUUGAGAUAAUUAAAGUUAUCGGGAGAGGAGCAUUCGGAGAGGUGUGCGUUGUUAAAAUGAAAGGAUCCGACAAAGUUUUUGCCAUGAAAAUUUUAAAUAAAUGGGAAAUGUUAAAACGAGCAGAAACAGCCUGUUUCAAAGAAGAAAGAGAUGUCCUUGUUUACGGCGAUAGAAGAUGGAUUACUAAUUUGCAUUAUGCCUUUCAAGAUGACAAUAAUCUGUAUUUGGUAAUGGACUAUUACUGUGGAGGUGAUUUGUUAACUCUUUUAAGCAAGUUUGAAGAUCGAUUACCCGAGGACAUGGCUCGAUUUUACAUUGCUGAAAUGAUCCUUGCUGUAAGUUCGAUUCACGAAUUGCGUUACGUACACAGGGAUAUCAAACCCGACAAUGUUUUACUAGAUGCCAACGGACACAUUCGUCUCGCGGAUUUUGGUUCUUGUUUGAAAUUUUUAGAAGAUGGCACUGUUCAAAGUAAUGUCACUGUUGGAACACCGGAUUAUAUUUCUCCUGAAAUACUUAGAGCUAUGGAGGAUGGACAAGGAAGGUACGGGCCAGAAUGUGAUUGGUGGUCUUUGGGAGUGUGCAUGUACGAAAUGUUAUAUGGCGAAACUCCUUUUUACGCAGAAUCUCUUAUUGAAACAUAUGGAAAAAUUAUGAAUCACAAGAACUGUUUUGAUUUUCCUCAAGACGUAGGUUAUGAAGUAACUCCUGAAGCCAAAGAUUUAAUUAAAAAACUAAUAUGCAGUGCAGAAUUUAGAUUGGGUCAAAACGGUGUACAAGAUUUUAAGAAUCAUGCUUGGUUCGAUGGUCUUGACUGGGACUCCAUUAGAGACAGUUCCGCGCCUUAUGUUCCGGAAGUGAGUAGUCCAACCGAUACUUCGAACUUCGAUGUAGAUGAUACGGAUAUAAGAACAUCUGACGCUGUUCCGCCAGCAGCAAAUCCAACAUUUAGUGCUUUACAUUUGCCUUUCGUUGGUUUUACCUUCACACAAGGAAGCCGUAUAUCAGAUUUGUCUUCGAUACCUAUCGGUAGUGUUCAACAAAACAGUGGUCUAGUCGAAAAACGAGUUAAAAAACUCGAAGAAGAAAAACAACUUCUUUUAAAAUCAUUAUCCGAGAGCAAAAUUUUAAAAGUAUCCAAUUCGAAUUCAUCUGACGUGGGAACAGACAAAAUGAACUUGGCUAACAGUACCAGAAUAUUACAAGAAGAAAUUAAUACGCUGACCAAAAAUAACAAUGACUUAAAGGCACAAAUUCAAUUAUUAGAACAAAAAACAUCCGAUACGAAAUAUUUAGUCAAUGAUUCGGAAGCCGAUGAAAAAAUUAAAGAGUUGGAAAAAAAUAUAAAAUUAUUAAAUCAAGAAAAAGACUCCAUGCAGAAAGACAAACUCGAUGCGGAAGAGAAAUUAAAAUUUCAAGACAAAGAAUUAAAAGAUGCUCUGUCUCAAAGAAAACUCGCAAUGGCGGAAUAUAACGAAGUGACCGAUAGAUUAUCCGAGUUAAGGCAGCAAAAACAAAAAUUAUCACGACAAGUGAGAGAUAAAGAGGAAGAAUUGGAGGUGGCGAUGCAAAAAAUCGAUUUUUUACGCCACGACAUAAGGGGAGCGGAAAAGUUGAGGAGGGAACUGGAGGGCAGGAUAGAAGAGGCUAUCGCGGAAGCUGGAAAAGAGAGGAAAUUAAGAGAAAGGAGCGAAGAGUAUUGUAAACAAGUUGAAGAAGAGACUGAAAAGAUGAGACAGAGACUGGUGGCAGGUGAUAAUACAUCCGCACAAGCUCAUGCCACACAAGAAAUAUCAAGGUUAAAAGCCGAAGUUGAAAAACUUAAAGUGCAAUACAACGAAAAUUUAUCGCAACAGCAAUCUCGAUACACCGUCGAAAUCAGCAGCCUGAGAGAUCAAUUGCAAGAGGAGCGAAACAGGAGGGAAAUGUUGGAUCGGGAAAUUCAUUUAGCCAAAGAAAAAUUAGAAACUUCAAGGUUGGAAAAUUUAACCGACAGCGAAGAAACAAUAUCGGAAUUGACGAGAAGACACGAACGAGAAAAAAUGAUUCUGUUGGAAGAUAAUAAAAAAUUAAUGAUGGAUCUUGAAAUGUUAUCCGAUAGCGUAGAUAGAAUUCAAAGCGAACGACGGCAAAUUGAAGAGGAGUACGAAGAAUUGAGAAAUAAAAAAGAUGCUAUAGUACAAUGGGAAGCUCAAAUCACUGAAAUAAUACAGUGGGUGAGCGACGAAAAAGACGCUCGAGGAUAUUUGCAAGCGUUGACGACGAAAAUGACGGAAGAAUUGGAAUUUUUAAAACAUUCAAAGAGUUCAAACGUGAAUUCGAGCGAUGCGAAAAAUUGGAGAAACAGGAGAAGUCAAAAAUUGGAUAAAAUGGAAUUACUCAACCUUCAAAGUAGUUUACAAUCCGAAAUCCAAGCCAAACAAGUCAUUAGCGAAGAAUUGACGAAAACGAGAACGGAACUCAUUGCGGCUCAAAAAGAACUCCGUGAUUUUCAUGCAAAUUUUGAAAGUCUCUCUCACGAAAUCAAAAGGAAAGAAUUACAAAUCAAAGAAUUGCAAAGUAGAUUAGACUCGGGAGAAGGAUUUUUGGAAAGGCCGCCAUCUCAAAUGUCUUAUUUGGAUCAUUUUUUGAAAGAAUCUUCCAUGCGCCACGGUGGCUCGGUUGAAAGUGAAGAAGGAGACGUGGAAGACAACAGAGCUCCUUCAUUCACCAGCAGCAAAUCGAAUCUCUCUGAACUUAGCAUAGAUCCUGGUUCUCCUUUAGAAAUACGUAGACCGUCAUCACAUUUAGCACUUCACUUGCCACCGAAGCCUAAAUCUCACCAGUUUUUGGUUCGAACAUUUUCUUCGCCACAAAAAUGUAAUCAUUGCACUUCACUCAUGGUAGGACUCACUAGACAGGGUGUCGUGUGCGAGGCCUGCGGGUUUGCCUGCCAUCUUGGGUGUUGCGAUAAAGUACCAGUGAUAUGUCCCGUGCCUGCUGAUCAGACUAAAAGACCUUUGGGUAUAGAUCCGACGAGAGGUAUCGGAACAGCAUACGAAGGUUAUGUAAAAGUACCAAAGAGCGGAGGUGUUAAAAAGGGUUGGAUUCGUCAAUUCGUCGUCGUUUGUGAUUUUAAAUUAUUUUUAUACGAUAUAUCUCCCGAUCGAAACGCUUUGCCUUCCAUUUACGUAUCCCAAAUAUUAGAUAUGAGGGAUGAAGAUUUUGCCGUGAGUUCCGUCGGAGAAUCUGAUGUCAUACACGCAACCAAAAAAGAUAUCCCGUGUAUUUUUAGGAUCACGACGUCUUUGAUGGAACCUUACGGUAUUAAAAAUCACACGUUGAUGUUGGCGGACAGCGAAAAUGAAAAAAGUAAAUGGGUCGUAGCACUUAGCGAAUUGCAUAGAAUAUUAAAAAGAAAUAAUUUGCCCAACACUGUGGUUUUUAAAGCGAAAGAAUUGCUGGACAGUACUUGCGCUUUUAUAAAAAAUGCAAUGUCGGGAGUUAUCAUAGAUCCAGAUCGACUAGUCAUUGGAGCAGAAGAGGGACUUUUCUGCUUGGAUUUGGAUCGCUACGAAAUUGCUCGAAUAGGAGAAGGUAAAAAGGUGUAUCAAUUGGAGUACAUAGCAGAGGAACAAUUAUUAGUUGUUCUUUCCGGCAAACAGCGGCACGUUCGUUUGGUACCCAUCCGAGCUUUGGAUGGUGACGACGUUGAAUGGAUAAAAGUAGCCGAAACGAAAGGUUGCAUUACUUUUGCGGCGGGUCCCAUGAAAAAAAAUCCCUUGAGCUAUUGCCUUUGCGUGGCUAUUAAAAAACAGAAUACGUCUCAAAUUAUUGUUUACGAAAUCACGCGAACAAAAGCGCGACAUAAAAGAUUACGGGAAUUAAUGUUACCCACCCAGGCACAAACUCUUAGCAUUCUUUCGGAGGGUCGUCUUUGCAUCGGUUAUCAGUCUGGAUUUACAGUUUACAGUAUUAUGGGUGAUUAUCAUCCUGUUCCUUUGGUGCAUCCAGACAAUCAGGUUUUGGGUUUUCUCGCUUACAGUUCUGUAGAUGCUUUGCGUGCCAUAGAAUUGCCGAGAGGUGAAUUUUUAUUGGUUUUUCAAACUCUGGGUAUUUACGCGGAUUCUCAAGGAAGGAAAUCUCGGGACAAAGAAAUUAUGUAUCCUGCUAUUCCAUUGGCAGUCAGUUGUUUAGAGGGUCAUCUUUUAGUGUAUUCCGAUACUCACAUAGACGUUUUCAAUGCAUCGACCGGUGAUUGGAUUCAGACAAUAAAUGUUAAAAAGGCUAAGCCGUUAAAUAAUUCUGGUAGUUUAAGUAUAUGCAUAAUAAAUGACUUGGCGUACAUUGUUUAUUUGUCACAUAUUCAUUUAAAAGAUGCAGUGAAUGUCACUUGUACAGAUAGUACGGGAUUACAAACUCCAGUGCGUCCUAGAAAAAGAUUUUCAAUUCGGGAAGUACACAGAACCGCCAGAAUGACUGAUUGGAGAUCGAAAAUGAUAUCGGCGCCUUCGAAUUUCAAUCACAUAAGUCACAUGGGACCCGGAGAAGGAAUACAAAUUCAACGGUUAAUCGAUCUUCCGACGACUUUAGAGACUGCCGAUUCGGCCUCCUUAUCCAGCCCUCAUCCAACAAUCUCUUCUCAGGAUAGUUCGUCCCGAUUGUUUCACCCGUCGGUUGCGCCUCCCAAAAUACCCAGUCAUCCUCCCGGACCGCCCAUAAGAAAUUCACCUCAUCCAGAGUCACAAAGACGACACUCAGGUCACAUGACACACAACCAGGGUUAUCCAGUUCAUAAUGGCUCAACAAAUAUUUUACGAAGAGCACCGCCUCCGCCUAGACCUUCGGUAACGCCACCGUCGCUCCCGAGAACUCCUUCGGAUAGCGUGAACGCAGAAUUAUCUCAUGUUAAUAUCGGAUUGAGUCCAUUAAACAAUGGUUCAAAGGAACAAUCCGGCGGUGGGAGUCCGCGUCAUUCGAUAGCAUCUAACAACAGCAGUAAUCCUAGCACUCCUCCCAGUCCAGGAGGACACGAUCACGGGUCAUCUAGUUACGAUAGUUGA
This is a messenger RNA of Pediculus humanus corporis (human body louse), 5319 nucleotides long. Its product is annotated as serine/threonine-protein kinase MRCK beta, putative. Lineage: Eukaryota; Metazoa; Arthropoda; Insecta; Psocodea; Pediculidae. Gene Ontology annotation, molecular function: protein serine/threonine kinase activity; ATP binding. Gene Ontology annotation, biological process: actomyosin structure organization; peptidyl-threonine phosphorylation. The transcript has 29 exons. The record is from RefSeq and is a predicted model, not a curated record. Bases 1 to 5319 code for a protein of 1772 amino acids. Gene Ontology annotation, cellular component: cytoskeleton; cytoplasm.